Molecule: messenger RNA, 2768 nt
Organism: Spodoptera frugiperda (fall armyworm)
Lineage: Eukaryota; Metazoa; Arthropoda; Insecta; Lepidoptera; Noctuidae
Gene: Ist1
Product: IST1 homolog
Exons: 7
Coding region: 123-1256 (377 amino acids)
Biological process (GO): protein transport
Source: RefSeq, a predicted model, not a curated record
ACUCGUUUUAAUGAUUCCUGCGGUGAUUCAUACAGAUUGCAAACAAUAAAUAAAUUUACGCGUUAGUCAUUCGUAAUCUCGUGUAAAUUAAAAAUUAUAGUUCAAAAUCUAUUGCAUUCAAAAUGUUUUCCACAAAUCCCAACUACACUAAGCUCAAAACUCACUUGAGGCUUGCUAUAAAUAGGCUGAAAUUGUUAGAGAAGAAGAAAACGGAAUUGGCUCAAAAAGCCAGGAAGGAAAUCGCUGAAUACAUUGCUGCUGGUAAAAGCGAGAGAGCCAAGAUACGCGUAGAACAUAUCAUCAGGGAGGACUACAUGGUGGAAGCUAUGGAAAUAGUGGAGAUGUACUGUGACCUCAUACUGGCAAGGUUUGGCCUUGUGACGCAGAUGAAAGAACUUGAUGAAGGACUUGCAGAGGCCAUAUCCAGUCUCAUAUGGGUGGCUCCUAGGAUGCAUACUGAUGUUCAGGAACUGAAAAUAAUAUCAGAUCUACUCACAGCAAAAUACGGAAAGAUCUACGCGGAUGCUUGUAGGAACGAAAACGUGAAUACUCUGAGUGACAAGUUGAAACAUAAGAUGUCAGUGCAAAGUCCGCCCAAGAUACUUGUGGAGAGAUACUUGAUAGAGAUAGCUAAGAAUUAUAAUGUUGAGUAUGUGCCUGAUGAACAAGUCAUGAGGGAAGAAGAAGGUCGAGACGCAAUGUUAAUAGACAUCAAUGGCCCUCCGAUGCCGCCCGGUUUCAUUGGUUACCCGCAGCAACCAGCUGUGUCCAUGCCAAACCUGCCGCCACCACCACCAACCGUGACACCAUUUGCUUAUCCUUCUCAACCUUCUGGCGGUAAAGUGGGUGGGUUUAUCGCGACACCUCCGGGUCCGUAUGGCGGGCCCAGCCAGUCACCUAUGGGAUACAAUCUGCCGCCUGGAGUCGAUUCUAAAUCCUUGAGCAAUAGCUUCUUGCAGGAUGAAAUGAGCAAUCUGCCUCCUGCUUAUGACAGCAUCCACCAUGAUUUGCCGCCACACGUGCCGAGUCCCCCAGCCCCCAACGUGCCGACGCCGCAGCCCCGCUCUCGCGUCCCCAACCACUUCCCAGAACUGCCCGACCUGCCGUCAGUACCAUCAGACCUCAUCCUACCAUCAGUGCCUCACAGUAACAACUCAAAUACUUCAAACAACCAACCUAACGCUCCCAAUGCACCUGAUGAAAUUGAUUUCGAUGAUCUGAACCGUCGUUUCGAGGAGUUGAAGAAGAAAAAGUAAGGUCUAUGUAAUUCACACCAGUCAAUUAAGAUGCGGGAUUUUGAACGUUUCUGCUUGAAAGAUAGUUACUAUUUUUGCCUUAUUAUAAUGGAUAUUGUCUAUAAGCUAUUUGUCGGUAGAUUUAGCUACUUAUAAAGAUAGAAUUUUAACUAACUUGCAAGACGAGAUUGAUGAAUGCAGUUUGUAGAAUCGUGUCUUUUGGUAUUUUUACUGGCUGUGCUCAUUGGAUUAGCAGGCGUAACGAUAUUUAUCACUACAAUGUAAGUAGUGAAAUGUUUAUUAUACAUCAAGUUGCUAAAUCUACCGAUAGAUAGGUUAGACAGUGGCCGUAAAUGGAUCGGAGUGUAUUGAAUUGGGUCUUAAUUAUUAAAAAUAUUUUGAGAUUAGCAUAGUCACAAAACCCGCAAGUAUACGACUGGCCUAAUGUAAGAUUAGCCGACGCUCACUUUGAAUCUGAAUUUAUAUAAGUGUUGUUUACAGUAUUGAUAAUUUUUGAUAGUAUUUGAGCAUCGAUUAUUUUGUACUUUUGACACUGAAUGUAUUUAUAAAUUAUUUAAUAAAGUUAUUAUUCGACUAAUUGGUUGGCACUCAACCAAAAAUUAUAUUCCAUGCAUGUGAUAAUUUAAUCAAAAUUCGAAAAAUAUAUAGGAAAGAAGUAAUUUAAUUUAAUUUUAACAAUGUAAGAAAUCGAUGCUCUUAUGAUCAAAAUAUUUAGUUUUCUACAUUCAUAAAGUAAUUGUUAUUCACAAUCCAUUUCCAUUCGCUCGGCUAUGUCUUCGCAAUUUUUACGAUGUGACACUACCAAAAUUCGAAUCGAAUAAUAGUCACACGCAUUCUCAUAAAAACACGUGUUUUUAAAUUAAUUUCACUUUCUUUUUUAUGUUAAGACUGGUCGUCGUAAUGGCGAUUUCUUAUGUAAAAUAUUAUGUAACUAUUUUUUAUUAUCCCUUUUUUUAUUUACUCUGGCAAUUUGCCUAUAUCUGUAACAUAAUGUGAUUGAUAUGUUGAUAUAAAUAACGUAACUUUUAACUGUUGUUCUAAUUUAAUUGUUACAUAAUAAUUAGGUAUGUAAUUGUAUAACGUGUUUGGAAGAAUGGAAUGCAGUGUAGGAAUUACCCACGUACUUUCAAAAUAGUCAAAUUAUUUCGAAAUAUCGAAAGUUAUCGACGUCAUAUUAACAGCGUGUAACAGUCACAUAGCUAAGACUACAAAAUUAUGUAGUGAGUGAUUAAAAAAAAAUAUUGCAUGGGAAGUCAAAUAAUCAACUUAUUUUUACUAAAGAAACUAUCCAAUUCUAUUCUUCUAAACAAUGUUUAGUUUUCAUCAGAAAUUGAUAAAUAUCUAGUAAAAUAUUAGGUAUUGUGUAAAGUAUAGGUUAUGAAAUAAAAGAGUUUUAUUUUAAUAUUUUAUACAAUUUAUUAUUAUUGCUGCAGUGUCUGGUAUCAAACCAAGCUUCCAUUGAUGACGGGUAGCAAGUUAAUGUACAUUAUGAAAUACAAUACAUUUCAUCUA